This is a messenger RNA of Sardina pilchardus (European sardine), 3006 nucleotides long. It is a transcript of the gene smg8, whose product is annotated as SMG8 nonsense mediated mRNA decay factor. The record is from RefSeq and is a predicted model, not a curated record. The transcript is spliced from 4 exons. The coding region runs from base 74 to 2887 and encodes 937 amino acids. NCBI's taxonomy places the organism in Eukaryota, Metazoa, Chordata, Actinopteri, Clupeiformes, Clupeidae. Gene Ontology annotation, biological process: nuclear-transcribed mRNA catabolic process, nonsense-mediated decay.
CACGGUCGAAUUUUGACGACACUCACGGAAGUAGUCCACUCUCCGCCUGUAAUGUUUUGAAGCGUUGGCUACCAUGGCUCUGCCAGUUAGUAUAGGAGCUUUUUUACAGUCGGAGAUCAUAGAGGACCCUCUAUACAAAGAUGAGGGUGUUUGUGUUUUGGGAAUAUUUGGAAAAAGCGCAAUGCAACCCGGAUCCCCCAAAGAAUCACUCCUCAACACCCUAGCCGACAAGCACAUUUUCUCUCUGUUCGGACCGGGUGACGCGGAUAACCAGGAGGACAGUGGAGCCGUGAUCCAGGCGUAUUAUAAUCAGGAAAGCCGCGUAUUAUAUCUCGUCCUGACUUCAGUGUUUGAUAAUCGACAGCUUCUCAAAGCAUGUGAGAAUUUGUGCGCGGGUGUCGGACACGCAGAAGCUCACGAGUUGUGGAAGGGAGCGGAGAAGCAGCACUGCAUGCAGUUGCUCUACCUCUUCUCUCUGUGCCACGUUCUUCUGCUCAUACACCCCACCUGCUCAUUUGAUGUCACUUAUGAUAAACUGUUCCGCGCUUUGGACGCACUUCGUCAAAAGGUACUACCACUACUAAGGGCUACUUUGAAAGACUCGCCCGUAUCAAAAGAAUGGAAGAUGAACUGUCGCCCGUGUCCGCCCCGUUUGUUGUUCGUGUUCCAGAUGAACGGCACACUCCGGGUGAGUGGUUCUGGAAGUGGGAACGGCGUCGACGGUUCUGGAGGAAACUCAGACAAGCCCAAAAAGCACUCUCCGCGAAGACGCCUGCAGCACGCGCUUGAGGAUCAAAUUUAUAGAAUAUUUCGUAAAAGUCGAGUGCUCACCAAUCAAAGCAGCAACUGUCUUUUUACAGUACCUGCUAACCAAGCAUUUGUGUACGUCGUUCCUGGACCCGACGAAGACCCAAUCGGUGCGCUGCUGGCUCAGUUGCGGUCCAACUGCGCCUUACGGGACAAUGACACGAGCACUCCAGCACCGGGUCCACGGCGCUACAACCAGAUGCGCCACUCGUCUAGACAGCCCUCUUUCAACGUGGAGAACACGAACCUCUCCUCCGGGGGUCAGCUGGUGGACUGCACUUUGAAGGAGUUUCUGUGGCAGCACGUGGAGUUGGUGUUGACCAAGAAAGGCUUCGAUGACAGCGUGGGUCGCAACCCCCAGCCCUCACACUUCGAGCUGCCCACCUACUCCAGAUGGGCGCAGGUGGCCUUCCGUCUUCACCAGGUGAUGAUGAGCAACACCGAGGAGGAAACGGCCGAGAUCGCCAUCAAGGUGCAGGCGCAGCUGAAGGUGCUGGAGGGGUUCCUGGACGCCGAGGCCAAGUUCUCGGAGAACCGGUGCCAGAAGGCGCUUCCGCUGGCCCACAGCGCGUACCAGUCCAACCUGCCGCACAACUACACCACCGCGGUGCACAAGAACCAGCUGGCCGCGGCCCUGCGCGUCUACAGCCAGCACGCACGAGGCAUCGCCUUCCAGCGCUACGCCCGCCAGCUGCACGAGGACUGCUACGCCUUCUGGAGCAACGGACACCAGCUGUGCGAGGAGCGCAGCCUCACCGACCAGCACUGCGUGCACAAGUUCCACCUGCUGCCCAAGACAGGAGAAAAGCCGGAGUUGGACCACAACCCUCCAAUCAUGCAGCACAACAGCAGGGGGCGCUCUACCAGCGCCUGCAACUGCGGGAGGAAGCAGAGUCCUCGGGAGGACCCCUUCGACAUCCAGGCCGCCAACUACGACUUCUACCAGAUGCUGGAGGAGAAGUGCUGUGGGAAGCUGGAGCGGAUCCAGUUCCCCGUGUUCCAGGCCAGCACGCCUGACCCGGCGCCGGCCAGCGACGACACCAGAAGCAGAAGCAGAACCCCGGAGCCAGUAGCGCCCCCCGCUGGGGAGGAGGGGGCGGAGCAGCUGAAGGAGAAGGAGGGCGGCGUGAGCGUGAGCCACACACACACGCCGGGCGACAGCACGGGCCUGAGCUUGGCGCUGAGUCUGGGUCAGUCCACCGACAGCCUGGGCCCCUACGGGGACGGCACCGAGGGCCCGGAGAAGAGGCCCAGCCUGGUGGACCGCCAGCCCUCCACCGUGGAGUACCUGCCCGGCAUGCUGCACUCCGGCUGCCCCAAGGGCCUGCUGCCCAAGUUCUCCAGCUGGGCUCUGGUCAAGCUCGGCCCCGCCAAGUCCUACAACCCGCACACGGGCCUGGAGCAGCCCGGCUUCCUGCCCGGCUCCCACUUCCUGCUGCCGUGGGACGUGGUCAUCCGCUGCCGGCCGGAGGAGGACGCGGGCGGCGUCGGGGAGCCGCUGGACGGUAGCGUAGCGUCCUCGUCCUCGUGGCCGGCCCCCAACAAGGCGCUGGGGGGCAAGCGCGGGGGGGCGGGGUACCUGUGGCGCGGGCGUCGUCGUGACGACGUGGCGCGGGCGUUCGUGGGCUUCGAGUACGAGGACAGCAGGGGCCGGCGCUUCCUCAGCUCGGCGCCCGAGAAGGUGGUGAAGGUGCUGGGGCCGGGCGGCGCCAAGGAGACGGCCUCGCGGGCGCUCAGCUGCGACAUGCCGCUCUACGUCCCCUCGCCCGCGCAGGGCCGCGGCCUCAAGCCGCACUACGCCCAGCUGGCACGCCUCUUCAUCGUGGUGCCCGACGCCCCUCUGGAGCUCACGCUCAGCCCGCAGGUGCAGCCUGGGCCGGCCCCGUGUCCGGUGUUCCACCCCGAGCAGCCGGAGGUGGUUCUAGCGCCGGACAGCGUGUGGGUUCUGCGGUUCCCCUACGCCUACGUGACGGAACGCGGGCCCUGCUACCCGCCCAAGGAGAACCAGCCGCUGGCCAGCCACAGGGUUCUGAGGGGCAUCCUCCGCGCCAACACAGCCAGCCCCCCACCGCCGCAAUGAGCCUGUGCCCCAUCACCAUGGCAACACCAUGCCAACACAGCCCCAACACAGCCACAAUGAGCCUGUGCCCCAUCACCAUGGCAACACCAUGCCAACACAGCCCCAACACAGCCACAAUG